This is a messenger RNA of Onthophagus taurus, 5501 nucleotides long. Its product is annotated as ankyrin repeat domain-containing protein 12. The record is from RefSeq and is a predicted model, not a curated record. NCBI's taxonomy places the organism in Eukaryota, Metazoa, Arthropoda, Insecta, Coleoptera, Scarabaeidae.
CCAACAUAAAGGGACAUUCAUAAAAAGUAACCAGAUAUUGAUUUAGGGAAGAUGUUAAAUGUAUAUAUUUUGUCAAAUUUAUUAAAAAAAACCUUGAUUAAUAAUUUUUUAACUAGUGCAAUUAGAUAUAUAGUUUAAAUCUAUUUUAAGUUUACACCGAUACGUUUGAUCUUGAUAAAAUGUAUAGGACCGUUCAGGAUAUUUGGUGAGCAACCAGAGUUUAUUUACAAAUACGUGUGUUAUUCGGGGGUUUAAGUGAAAAGUGCACGUGUACAGCACGUUUUAAUUAGAUCGAAUGUUUGUAAAUUGACCGAUAACGUCGUUAUACAAAUGUCCCGAUAAAAAUUCGCCUCGUCAAGAUGUUGGCUGAAGAAGAAUCAAGCCAAGGGACUGAAAGCGUCGAGGAAAAUGACAAAAACGAGCCACUGCCAAGUGAAAUUGACGAAAAAACGGACGACCCGGGCGGUUUAUUGUCCCUUGAUGAAAAACCAAGCGUCACUGAUAACUUAUUGAACAUAAAUUCGCCAAAACAGACGCUUUUGGGGAAAUUAAAAGCGAAACAGCGGCUACAAGCUUUUUUAUCACCCAAACCAACGUUGUCUCCACAUAAAAAAACGAAAGAAAUUGAAGAAGUUAAAAUUAAAAAACCAAAAAAACGAGUUGUAAAACAAAAAUCAUUGAUUGAGGAACUCGAACAGAUUAAAAAAGAUGAACAAAACAUGUUUGAAAACUCCGAAUCAAAAAAAGAAGAUACUAGUUUUAGUGAUAGAAGAAAAUCCAACGUUGGGCUUCACCAUCGAUCGUUUUCCACCCACUUAAAAGAGUACAAAGAGAAGAGACAGUCGAGUUUGGAAGAAAAGAAAAAAUACGACCACAAAAAGUAUCCAAAAAAUUGGCACGAAGUUUCCGAACGGAAUUUAUCCAUUGAAGAUUGUAUAAGAAUCAAAAACGGAUUGGGAUCGAGUCGAAAAAAAGGAAUUACAACCGAUUUUCGAAUACAACUUCUUUAUAAUUCGUCUCCGAUAGAACUUAACCCUUUGAUUAUAAAAAGUAUUCAAGGAUCAGAAAAAACAAUCUCACCCCCGUAUAUAAGAUACACAAGAAAAUUUCCACCUAUUUCUUAUUCAGUGAAUCCAACGAAGUGUGCACCUUAUUUUUUAUCAUCUCGUGAAAUUUACAAUUACGUUCCGGAAAUACAUAAAGAUGUUAUUGAUAAAAUAAGAAAUCACGCGGAAGAAAGUGUACCGAAAAGUUUAAAAAACGCCCCAAAACAAACUUCGCGAAAAUGGUUUCCAAAAACUAUUUUGGAACCGUUUCAAAAAGAAUGUGAGCUUUUGGAGCCAUCCUCGUUGGGGUUAAGUGUAAUUCAGGGUUACGUUGAUGCUGAAGAAGAAGAGGUACCUAAUGUUUCGAAUAUUGAGGUGGAUGAAAAGAAAAAGAUGAAAAAUAAAAAAGUAAAAGAUGAUAAGAAGGAGGAGGAGAUUAAAAAGAAGAAGAUUAAGAAGAAGAAAAAGGAUAAAAAAGUGAGUAAAAAAAUCAAAAAGAGUGAAAAGAAGUUAAAACGUAAACAAGAGAAGAAAUUGAAAAAGAAAAAGGAAAAAGAAAAUGAGGAAGGAAAAAUAAAUAAAGAAAAAGAAGAAAAAGCUAAAGUUAAAGAAAGUAUUGAAAAAGAUGUCGAUAAAAUACCCAAAAAAGAUAGGUUAAGAUCAUCUUCUUAUUCAAAAGAAAAAGAAAUUGUUAAAGAAAAACCCAAGUCGAAGAGUAAACACAAAUCUCGAUCAAAAAGCAAAGAGAAAUCUCGUUCGAAAAGCAAAGAAAACCCAAAUCACGAAAAUAAAAAAGAUAAAGAUAAAACUGUUUAUCAAGAACCAAACAAAGAUGACCAAAAAGAAACUAAAGAUAAAGAAAUUAAAUCAAAUGUAACCUCAAAAAAAGUUAAAAACGUUUCAAAUGUCGCUUUGCAUUACGACGAUGUUGAUAUUUUCCCCGAACACGAUGAUGGAGGAUAUAAAAAAUCAAAAAAAGAUGAAGAAAAAAAAAUUAAAUCACAAAAAAUUAAAAAAUCACCCCCAAAAUCCGAUACGGGAACCCCAGACACCGACGAAUAUCAUUCUUAUUGGGAAAGCGACGAAGACGUCACAAAUAUAAUCUCAUUUUCCCCCAAAAAAUUAGACAUGUCAUGGGACAGCGAUGAUGAACCAAUCGAGAGAAGCAAAAGACCACGACGACAACAAGAAUAUUCCCCAGAACGAACGAUUGAUCGCCCUGGAAAGAUUAAAAAGGGUGGGGAACGGUCUUUGGAGAUGCCUCUAAAUAUUAAACACGUCUCUAGGAAAGUUGAGGGUAAUGAUGAUCUUUGGAGAGAUCGAGAAUCGGAACGAUUACGACACGAAAUGGAAGUUUUGAGCCAUGAGAGGAAAUUAUUGGAGAUGGAGAAGAGAUUAAUCGCUGAGAAAUUGAGAGAGGUGAAAAAUACGGAGAUGGAGAUGAAUUAUGUUGAGUUUAAAGAUGAGAAAAAUGUUGAUAAAGAUAAAAUUAAUGAGAAAUUGAAAUGUGAGGAGGUUAAAUUAGAGAGUAAUAAAGAAAAGAAUAAAAAGAAACGAAAAUUAUCUUGUAAGGAAGAUAAAAAAGAUGAUUUAAAUGAAGAUGAAUUAAAAAUAAAUGAUAAAACGAAUGUUUUAGAGAAUGAAUAUGAAGAAUUUUUGAAAGCUGUGACUACUGAUAUUUCUGUAAAAACGGAAGCUUUUACUAAAGUGAUAGAAAACGAGAUAAAACCAAAAAAAUCGUCGAAAUUAAAACGAAAAUUAAAAGAAAAAAGAAAACGUAAACAGAAAAAAGAAGGAAAGAAGUGGAAAAAACGUUACAGAAAUAGCUCAAGUAGCUCGGAUUCAUCCUCUUAUAGUAGCUCUUCUUCUUCAUCAAGUAGCUCAUCAAGUUCUAGUUCAAGUUCUUCUAGUGAUGACUCAAGAGAUAGAAAAAAAAAGCGUCGAAAGAAAAAUUUCAAAUUAAUCAAACCCGUGAUUGAAAAUUUAGACGAUUUGGAGAAAAUCCCCAACGAACAUUUAAGGGUUAAAAUUAAAGAGGAAAUAAUCGAAACUAAUCUAAAUCCAAAUUUAAAUCCAAAUUCAUCCUCCGUUUCAUCAAUUUCCUCGUUUUAUUCAUCAAAUUUAAUAAUUUCCCCCAUCUUAUCCAAAUUACAACCCCCCGCGAUCGUCCCACCACCCGAAAUCGUCCCCCCACCAUCAAAUUUCAAAAAUUUCCUUUCCAUCAAAAUCGAAAAAGACGAAAUUUCCACUUCGCAUGAUUUAUCGAACAUUAAUUUAUCAUCUAAAGCCGAUUCAACGACUUCUUUAUCACAAACGAAUGAUAGUUUCGAAAAUGAGAGUAUUAAAAAUUUAGAAUUAACAUCAAAUUAUUCUUUUACAAUUUCAAAGAAACAAAAUGCGAUCGUUUAUGAUGCCAUCCCAGAUGAAAAUAGUCAAGAUUUUACUGAUUUGUUGAAGAUUAAGAAAGAUAAUGAUGGGGAGGAUGAAUUUGGUGAAAGAAAUAAUUGUAGACGUGAUUUAUCGCCGGGGUUAAGAAGUUUAAGAAAAUCGAUUUCCCCCACGAUACGAAGAAGUGAGAGGAAAAGUAGAAGAUUAUCGCCUUUAUCUCCGAAACGAAGGAGGAGAUCGAAUUCGCCGAGAUACCGGAAACGGAGUUAUUCCCCUAGAAUUAAUCGUAAACGCUCGGUGAGUCCGCGAAGAAAAAAUCAUUCACCAAGACACGAUCGAUACGAACGAAAAAGAUCGUAUUCGCCGAAUUCGCAACGAUUUAAACGUUAUAAAAGAAGUUAUAGCCGAUCUCCGAUAAAUCGAAAAGAACCGAUACAAAUUACGUUACAAAGAAUCGCCGCUGGCGAAGAUUACCGAAAAUCCCCGAUUACUAACUCACCAGUUGAUGGGUUCAAACGAAGUUUAGCCGAUUCAACGAUAAGCGAUGAACAAUUAUUGCAACAAAAUCGAAAUGAAAUCGUUGAUUCCCCCAUUUAUAAUUACCAUAAAAGAAUCGAGCACGGAUUAACAUCACCGAAAAGAAUCCCUUUAGACGACCGAAUUAACCAAGUCUUAGGGAUAGAAAAGGAGCAAAUGAAACCCCCGGAACAACCACAUUACAAUUAUUACAACUACGACUACAACAACCACCAAUACGGUCAAAAUCAAGUUCGCCAAAUCGGAAACGUUCUCGAAGUAGUUCCAAGAGACGAUUUAGAUAUCACUCAAAAUAAACCUUCAACCCAAACCACACAAAUUCUCCAAAUCGGAAAUGUACUUCAAGUUGUUCCAACACCGUCUCUUCCUCCAAAUUCAAAUCCAAAUCUAAAUCUAAAUAACCCGAUCCAAACCCCCAAUUACAUCCACAACGCUACUAAUAAUAAUUUAAUUGAAAUGGUACCUAAUUUGCAAGAAGCUCCACAACACCAAUCGAUUGAAUUGGAGAAAAUCUCGCCCGAAGAUACGUUGAAGAAGAAAUUGGCGGAACGAAGGGCGGAAAAACAAAAACGUCACGAAGAAAGGGAAAAGAAACGGAAAGAUAAGGAGGUGAGGAAAUCGGAGAAGGAAAAAAGGAAGCAGAUGAAAUUGAAAAUGAAGACGGAGACGAUGAUUAAGCAUGCGCUUAAAUUGGAAACGGAGGCGUUGGCGAUGGGGGGUGAUAGUAAUGAGGAAAAUGAGGAGUUUGUUGGGGCGAAUGGGGAUGAAAUUGUUGGAGGGUUUUGGUCGAAAGGGAUUGGGUCGAGUCCGAUGUUGAGACCGGCUGGGAAAAGUAUUUUAAUUAAUAAAAUAAGUAAAUCAUCUAUUAACAUCGAAGAUUUUGUUGAUCGAAAGAAAAUGGUAAUAUUCGCUGAUGGAAUAGUUCCUGGUGAAGGAACGUCAACAUCGGGUGGUGAAGAACUUUCAUCACCACCGCCGUUACAGGCAGUUGUACCGACCGAGAAACGCGUUAAAAAGAUCAAAAAGAAGAAAUCAAAAGCUUCCAAGAAGAAAAAAAUCAAGGUUAAAGUACCAAAAAAGUCGUCUGAACCAUGCGAGGAUGACACUGAAUUGUAUAAUUUACCACCUCCGUCACCACCACCAGGAUCUCCGCCCCCUCACAUAUUCCCGGCGCGUAUAAAAACGCACACAAUAAACAAUAUCCAUCCGAGUUAUGGGGCCCCCGUUCCGUUUAUGCCGGUAAAUUACCCACAACAACAGCAAUACAGGACGAGUUUGCCCGAUAUCAGCGUGCCUCCGCCCCCUACUUUGGCGAUGGCCGGUCUUUUACCCACCGGACCUCCGCCUCAACGAUCGUAAAUCAAUGGAAACUAGAAAAUUGGAGAAUUCUGCGAGAUUAUGGAGAAUUAGAUGUGUAGAAUUUGAGUGGUUUUUCCUUUAUAAGUGUACAUAAGUUACAUAAUAAUUUAAUCAUAUGAUACACAUUAUACGUUACAUAUAAAUAAUUUAAUCAAUUAUCAUAGAGUUUAU